AUGGAUCAAUCAAAGAAAGAGGAACUGCUUGCUAAAAAUAUGAAUUAUAAGAAAACAAUGGGAGAAGAACAAAAACAGAAACCAUUAGAGAAGAAGAAAGCCAAAUAUCAAACAAUGGAUAUAUCAAGGAAAAAGGAGUUCACUGCUAUCAAUUCAAGCAAAAUCAUGUCAAAUCGCAUGUCACUGGUUCCAAAACAAAAAAACAAUUUGCUGAAUAGAGAGAAAGAAAAACGGAUGGAAAAGAAAUCUCUAACUCAUGAUAUUGAUACAUACACUGAAGCUGGCCCAUUUUACAUAUGCUGUGUCUGUAACCGAACAUUAUAUAAAAAGUCAUUAGUGAUCCUACAGAAAAAUAAAUAUCCUCGCCAGGAUUGUUUUAUGUGUCAAAAUUCUUUUGAUAGCAAAGAGUACAUCUGCAAAACUUGCCAUGCUAAACUACUUAAAGGUCGACAGCCUUGUCAAGCUGUGGUAAACAAUUUAUUUAUUGAUGAAACUCCCACUGAACUUGCUGCAUUAGAGAAACUUGAACAAAUUCUUAUUGCGCAAAGAAUAGUCUUUGAAAAAAUUGUAGUAAUGCCAAAAGGACAACAAAGAAAAAUUAAAGGUGCAAUAUGCAAUGUACCAGUUGAAUGUAGUCAAACGUGCAAUGUUCUUCCCAGAUCACCUGACAGAUCUGGGAUAAUUUUACUUAAAUUAAAAAGGAAACUUCAAUUUAGAGGUCAUGUUUACUUCCAAGCAGUUCGCCCUCAGUUUGUAAUUAGUGCAUUAAACUGGCUUAUAGCAAACAACCCUUUAUAUAGAAACAUUGAAAUUCAAUGUGACAAUAUUAGCCCAGACUUAACUAAUUUGAACUGUCCUGAUACUGAUCAAGAAAAUAUAGAUGAGCCAUUGCAGUUGCAAAGUAAUGUAAAUAGAGAACUGUGUAAUGAAGAUGUUGAAGAACAAGAUGAUCCAUUAAAUGAACACCGUUCAGCAGCAAGCAAAACCUGUCUUCAGUCCAUCUUGCCAAAUUAUCCUGUAAACCUGGACAAUACAAACUGUAAUUCAACAGGUAGCGAAGUUUUCAACAUUGCACCAGGUGAAGGUAAACACCCAGUAUCAUUGAUGACUGAUAAGCUUUGUGAGGAACUUUCAUUUCCAGUACUCUUUCCGAAGGGACGAUUAUUUGGUUACACCUCUGAACGAGACAUAAGCCAAUAA
Messenger RNA from Paramuricea clavata, 1200 nucleotides. Lineage: Eukaryota; Metazoa; Cnidaria; Anthozoa; Malacalcyonacea; Plexauridae. The record is from the annotation of a GenBank genome assembly.